This is a messenger RNA of Mya arenaria, 2167 nucleotides long. RefSeq names its product triokinase/FMN cyclase-like. Gene Ontology annotation, biological process: glycerol catabolic process. Gene Ontology annotation, cellular component: cytosol. The record is from RefSeq and is a predicted model, not a curated record. The coding region runs from base 73 to 1845 and encodes 590 amino acids. The transcript is spliced from 16 exons. Gene Ontology annotation, molecular function: glycerone kinase activity; ATP binding. NCBI's taxonomy places the organism in Eukaryota, Metazoa, Mollusca, Bivalvia, Myida, Myidae.
CAUUUUUCAUUUCUUACGGGAUAAAAUAUUUUCAGCACCGUUUAUCUGUCAAACUUCUUGACAAAAUUCAGGAUGGCAAGCAAGAAGCUUCUCAAUGAUGUUGAACGUUGUGUGGAUGAGAAUCUAGAGGGCCUAGUAGCAGUAAACCCGGGCUUGCGACUCAUUGAGGGAACCAGGGUUGUGGUUCGGGCCGACAUUGAAGAUAUGAAGAAGGAAGGGAAGGUGGCAGUACUGUGUGGUGGAGGAUCAGGACAUGAACCUGGACAUGCUGGUUAUGUUGGUCGGGGGAUGUUGAGUUGUGCUGUGGCGGGGGCAAUUUUUGCCUCCCCACCCCCUGAUGCUAUCCUGACUGGGCUGAGAACCAUCACUAAGGACAAUCCAGGUGGUUGCUUGGUAAUUGUCCCCAACUACACGGGCGAUCGGCUAACAUUUGGUCUGGGCAUGGAAAGAGGGAUGAAUGAAGGGUUAAGACUGACGUCGGUUACAGUUGGGGAAGACUGCGCCGUUAUGUCCAGGGACAAGUCUGCUGGCAGACGGGGGCUAUGUGGCAUGUUUCUUACCAUUAAGAUUGCUGGAGCCCUGGCAGAGGAGGGAAAGAGCCUGGAGGAAAUCACAGAGCAGGCCCAACUAGUCAAUAAAAGCAUGGGUACAAUAGGUCUAGCCCUGAAGCCAUGUUCCACCCCGGGCUCGACAGGGGCACUAUUUACAGUCCCUGAUGAUGAGAUGGAGCUAGGUUUGGGUCUCCAUGGAGAGGCUGGAGUGAAGAGAAUAAAGCUUCUGACAUCUAAAGACGCAGUGAAGGUGAUGAUAGACCACAUGACCAACCCAGAAAACCCUACACAUCUUCCUGUCAAGAAAGGUGAUCGCGUUGCUUGUAUGAUAAACAACCUGGGAGGCAUGUCAGUGCUGGAGAUGAACAUAAUAGCCAAGGACACUCUUCAAUAUCUGGAAGGCACCCUUGGAUUACAGGUUGACCGUGCGUACUGUGGCACGUACGUCACUUCCCUGGAGAUGGCUGGCAUCUCCAUUACCAUCCUCCAUCUGAAUGACACAUUCGCACGAUGCCUAGAUGCCCAAACAAAUGCCCCAGGGUGGCAGGCCCCUGUGUUGGCACCGGGACAGAUGGACAGGAAAACACCCCCCACCAUGAAACCAGUUCCGCCCCCUAGCUCAACAACGAAGGAAGACAAAGGGGCUACCGUAUCAAAAGAGGAGGGGUCAUUGCUGUACACCAUUCUGCAGAAAGUGUGUUCCCGCCUACAGGAGAAUGUGGAGCUCCUAAAUAACCUGGAUAUGGAGAGUGGCGACGGGGACACAGGGAAUACCGUCAGUAGAGGCACACUUGCCAUAAUGGAAAAGCUGGGUAGCCUCGAGCAGACAGGGCUUCCCUUAACAUGCCCUGCCCAGCUGUCCAUGGAGCUUGCCCAUAUUGUGGAGAAGGUCAUGGGUGGAUCAUCGGGAGGGGUAUACAGCCUGUUCUUCACUGGGGCAGCAAGUGAACUCCAGAAAGAGGUCAGCCCUCAGGCUUGGUUAAAAGCUAUGAACACAGGCAUUGCAGCUAUACAGAGAUAUGGUGGGGCAGAGCCGGGAGACAGGACAAUGUUGGAUGCUCUUUGUGCUGCUAGGAACUGUUACCGUGACAACCUGCCAAACAUGGCACCACUGGAGGCUUUUGCUCUCGCAGUGAAGGCUGGAGAGGAAGGUGCGGAGAGCACCAAGUCCAUGAAAGCCCAUGCUGGUAGAGCCAGUUACGUUCAUGCUGAUCGGCUCACGAAGCCUGACCCUGGCGCAGUUGUUGUUGCUAUUUGGCUCAAAGCCAUACUGGAAGCACUGCAGUCAAAAUAAUUUAAAUAGCAAACAUGAAAUAACUAUAUUUGUAUUUUUAGGAAAACAACUGUGUUCACAUGAUUAUCCCAUUUAAGUGUAAUUAUCAUAAUAUUAGAUCAUACUGUUACCAGUAAUACACAUUGUGUGCCAUACACCUGUACCUAUAAGUGUGUUGUAAUAUGAACAUCUUUGCCAUUUAUUUAUUAUUUUUUUUACACAUUUUAACUUUAUUUCUGUUAGUUAAAUUAAUAUCUAUUUACAUUGUAACUGGUGUAGUUAUUGAUCUUUUAAUAUGCUGCUAGUCGGAAAUUAAAUGAUAAUACAAAAAAAUAAAAAAGCA